AUCAAUUAAAAAAAUGAUCCUAAGUAGCAAGUAUGUGCUCUCUCUACCCAUUCAAUUAUUCCAAGCUUAUGUAAUUGUGGUGAAUGAAUAUUGUGUAACAGGAGAUCUAUGAUUGGUCCGCCGUUUUGGCAAUUCGGCCGAGUCUCCCACACAAGUACCCAGCCACCGGAAUAUUCCUGCUGAUCCCGAGAAUGGUGGUCGAGAGGGGCGGUGCCGUCGUAAUUUUUUUGAUAUUCUUAUCGGGCCUCGUCCAACUAGAAGCUAUUCGUGGACGUCAUCUCCUACCGUCGGUCCCAAGACCGCCGCCCAACGAUGCAGCCGCCUUUGCACGGUGGUUAGUUUCUCAGAGCUCAUGGGGUGUCCUCAAUACAAUUGCAAGUGACCUAGGAGGAGCGCCUUUCGGGAAUGUUGUAUCAUAUAGUGAUGGAGCACCUGGGGAAGGUCGUGGCACACCGUUCUUCUACUUAACAACCCUUGAUCCCACUGCCAAAUACGGAUUGGAAGACCAAAGAUCAUCCUUCACCAUCAGCGAAUAUCCCAUUGGAACAUGUGGGGAUAAAGAUCCCGAAAACCCUACAUGUGCUAAAAUCACAUUCACAGGAAAGUUCAAAUUGCUUGGGGAGAACUCGGAGGAAGCCCAAUUUGCUCAAACUGCAUUAUUCACAAAACACCAUGAGAUGGCAGGCUGGCCAGAGGAUCACAAUUUCCAAAUUUUCAAAUUAGAAAUCGAAGCGAUAUUCCUAAUUAAUUGGUAUGGUGGCCCCAAACCUCUCACAGUAGAUGAAUACCUGCAAAGCCAAAUCCCAAGUUCAAACCAGGUCAAAAUGGUCUCUUCAGGGAAUUUAAUAUCAACAUCUGUCCCCAAGUUGAUUCCAUGGCUGGAUUGGAGCACCUGACCCAAACCCUGGGAGGGAUUAUAUGUUUCCUUGGUAUUCAUAUCUUUCAAUCAUGUUAUAGUGUCAUAUUGACCAAAGAUCCAUGCUAGGGGCACUCCACUUUCUCACAGAUACCCCUCUUAUUGUUUAGUGUUUGUGUAUAUAUGUGAAAAAAAUGGGGUAAAAGGUGGGGUGCUUUUAGCAUUUUCCUUGGCCAAAUGUAAACAUACAAAUCAGCAUAUACUUAUCAUUGGACUAGUCCUUUGGAUGAUAGUCAUGAUACCUAAGAAUCAAAUAAAUUCUUGUGCAUAGCUUUAAAAAAACAUCUAUGUAAAAAAAGGUGUUAUUGAGAU
This is a messenger RNA of Cuscuta campestris, 1228 nucleotides long. NCBI's taxonomy places the organism in Eukaryota, Viridiplantae, Streptophyta, Magnoliopsida, Solanales, Convolvulaceae. The record is from the annotation of a GenBank genome assembly.